Puccinia triticina is the source of this 1173-nucleotide messenger RNA. RefSeq lists its product as uncharacterized. The record is from RefSeq and is a predicted model, not a curated record. The transcript has 7 exons. The coding region runs from base 1 to 1173 and encodes 390 amino acids. NCBI's taxonomy places the organism in Eukaryota, Fungi, Basidiomycota, Pucciniomycetes, Pucciniales, Pucciniaceae.
AUGCCUUCUCUUGCUGCUUCGUUUUCAGCCCUGGCUCUCGUAGCUCAAGCUUCAGCUCAUCUCAGUCUGAUUAAUAUAUACGGCUCCAACGGGGCUGUAGGACAUGGAUUCGGAGUGAAUCUAUACGGUAAAUAUCCUCGCGUUAGAGGUGUUCCCGGUGAUGCUGGGGGCGACUCGGGUGUAUUCCAAACUGGAACUGACAACCCCUUACCGGCGUGUGGAAGGACGCCCGAACUGGGCCCAAUCGACAUUCCCGCAUGGCUCGAUCAGGCUGAAGGUUACGGACUUCCCGCGGCCUACGGCAAUUUAUCGGUCGUCGUUGAUGCUUUCCAAGUCAACCGUGAUGGCGGAGGUCCCAUGAGUUGUGAAUACAACGAGGAUGCAACUGCCACUUCGUGGAAGCCAAUGUUCAUGACUCUUAAUCAAGCUGGAAAUUCAGGGAUCCAGAACCAAGUCCGCUCCAACCAAACUGUUGUCAUGAACUUUCCUGAGGGUGCUCAGUGCACAGGGGGAUGGAGUCAAACCGCAUGUAUCGUGCGAUGCCGCACCGGUGUCAAUAAGAGAUUUGGUGGAUGCUUUGCCGUCAAAUUGGCUGGUGCCGUUCCUACCGCCCUCACCACCAUGGCCGCUGAUUUGAACUCCACCGCGAAUGUCGCAAUCAAGGCCAUAGCUAGCUUUGGCACUGAACCGCUCACCAGUGCAGGUGGCGAUAACUCACCCCUCAAGCUCGACAGCCCUACAUGGCAGUUAUCUGAGGAGCAAAUCAGCACCAUCGUUGAGCAGGUCAUCAUUGAAAUGAAGAAGGAAGGACUCCUCAUAUCAGCAUCAGCUUCGCGGCCCGACUACAACUCUUCAGUAGCCAACUUGAACAUAACCGGUCUUUCUCAAAUAUCUCAAGCAAUCCAGUUAGACUCCAACAGCACAUCUGCUACCGAAUCAAUUGCCGAUGCGACCACAUCUUCCCCUUCAAAUAACACACUUGUGGAUGCUUCCGAUGCUGAAGACAAUCAUUUGUACAACAUCACCACCAAGUCAAAUGUAUCGGCAGUCGUUGCCUCCGACAUUGUAGACAACCAAGUUUACAACCUUACCACACCGGUCGAGGCCCCUAAACCCAAAUCUCACAAGCCAAAGAACUCUCGAAGAUGUCAAGCUCACAAAAGAAAAUCCUAG